UCAUAACAAAGAUAAAAUAAAAAUAAUCAAUAUGGUUAAGUACAGUUAUAGAACGAACAGAGUUUAAAAUAGGUAUGCAACAGUCUAGUAACGUCCAGAUAAUUCUACGUCUUUUUUAAUAUCAUGCAAAAACUGUGCAAGCUUCAGUAUCAUAUUGAAGUCUUUCAAAGGGAGUUGAUAGUUUUUUUGUGCAUAUAUCUUACUCAAAAGAUAUUCAUAUAAUAUUUAUUUUUUAUUAAAAAAAUAUUUCAAAAUGACGAAAAUAAAAAAUUUAACUGCACAUGAAUGGAAAGAGAAGGGCAAUAUAGAAUUCAAUAAAGGAAAUUGGUCGGAAGCUUUAACUUGUUAUACAAGUGCAUUAAAACUUGCAGAUAAAGAUAAUUCUGAAAAAGCUACAUAUUAUAAAAAUCGUGCUGCAACAUAUUUAAAACAAGAAGAAUAUAAUAAAGCAAUUAAAGAUUGUGAUGAAGCUCUUAAAAUAUGUCCAAAUGAUCCAAAAGCAUUAUUUCGUAGAUGUCAAGCAUUAGAAGCAUUAGAAAGAUUUGAAGAAGCAUAUCGUGAUGCAAGAUAUAUUAUUUCUGCUGAUCCCGCUAACAAAACAAUCCAGCCUAUUGCUGCAAGAUUACAUGAGAUUGUACAAGAAAGAUAUAGACAGAAUUCUCGUGUCAGUGCCAAGGUAUCACAAAUGAUGGAUAUAGCUUUUGAAAUGAAAGAAAAUAAUGAAAAACGAGAAACAGCAAUGAAUAAUUUACUUGUUCUUGCUAGAGAGAGAGCAGGAGCAGAAAUAAUGUUUAAUGAUGGAAUCGUUUCUAAAAUAACAAAGAUACUUAAACUUGAAAAAAAUGAAGAAAUAAUAACAAUUGCUAUUCGAAUUAUUACAGAACUAUGUAAAGAUAACAUUAAUAGAACUAAAGAUAUUUUGAAGCAUAUUGGUAUACCUUGGUGUUUAGAAAUGAUUAAUAGUAAAAUUGCAGAAAGAGUAAAUGCUGCUCAAUAUUAUUUACAGACAUUACUAAAUACAUAUAGUGGAAUGAAUAAUAAACCAGAUUCAAAACCAAAUAAAGAAUUAUGUGACAAAUACAACAAAGAGAUAGAUACUAUUUUAUCAUGUUUGCUCUGUAGUGUAACAAGCAGAACAAUUUCUGGAUUAGCUAGGGAUGCAAUUAUAGAACUUAUUAUGCGUAAUAUUCAUUAUACUACAUUAAAUUGGGCAGAACGAUUAGUUGAAUUAAAUGGUUUACAACGUUUAAUGGAAGUUGCAAGUGAACUUGAAGAAUAUAAAUAUGAAUCUUCAAUGGAUAUUACAUCAUCUACCAGAACAGUAACAAGUGUAUGUUUGGCAAGAAUUUAUGAAAAUAUGUAUUAUGAUGCAGCAAAAGAAAAGUUUAAGAAUGCUAUUGAUGAAUAUAUUAAAGAUAAAUUACUUACACCAGAUUUAGAAUCUAAGGUCCGUGUUGUAGUUUCAAUAACAACUUUAUUAUUGGGUCCAUUAGAUGUUGGAAAUUCAGUAAUUGCUAAAGAAGGUAUUUUAGAAAUGAUACUUGUUAUGGCAGGCACAGAUGAUGUAUUGCAACAAAAAGUAGCUUGCGAAUGUAUUAUUGCCGCUGCAUCCAAAAGAGACAAAAGUACCGCAAUUAUUAAUCAAGGCGUGAAUAUAUUAAAAAAGUUAUAUCAAUCUAAAGAUGAUUCUAUCAGAGUACGUGCUUUAGUAGGAUUAUGUAAAUUAGGCAGUUCGGGUGGUACAGAUGCUACAAUAAGACCAUUUGCUGAUGGAGCAACAAAAAAAUUAGCUGAAGCUUGUAGGAGAUUUUUAAUUAAUCCUAAGAAGCAAAAAGAUAUGAGAAAAUGGGCAGUAGAAGGAUUAUCAUAUCUUACUUUUGAUGCUGAAGUCAAAGAAAAAUUAAUUGAAGAUGUUGAAGCAGUUCAAGCCAUGAUAGAACUUGCUAAAACUGGAGACCAAUCUGUAGUUUAUGGUGUUGUUACUACAUUAGUAAAUUUAUGUAAUGCUUAUGAUAAACAAGAACUUAUACCAGAAAUGAUUGAAUUAGCAAAAUUCGCAAAACAUCAUAUACCAGAAGAACAUGAAUUAGAUGAUGUAGAUUUUGUAAAUAAAAGAUUAAAUGCAUUAGCUAAAGCUGGUGUAACAAGUGCAUUAGUUGCACUUUCUAAAACAGAAAGUCAAAAUAGUAAAGAAUUAAUAGCACGUGUAUUUAAUGCACUAUCUAGUCAACAGGAAGUACGAGGAAUUAUUGUUCAACAAGGUGGUGCAAAAGCUCUUUUACCAUUAGCUUUAGAUGGUACAGAUAAAGGAAAGAAACAAGCAUCACAAGCUCUCGCCCGAUUAGGAAUUACAAUAAAUCCAGAAGUUGCAUUUCCUGGACAAAGAAUAAUGGAAGUAGUUCGACCAUUUAUAAAUCUCUUAAAUGCAGAAUGUUCUGCUCUUGAAAAUUUUGAAGCUUUAAUGGCCUUAUGCAACUUAGCUGGAAUUAACGAUAGUAUUAGAAAACGAAUUCUGAAAGAAGGAGGUUUUCAAAAAAUUGAAAUUUAUAUGUAUGAAGAUCAUGAAAUGUUAAAACGUGCAUCUACACAGGUUAUGAAUAAUUUAAUGUUGUGUGAAGAUACUAUUAAGUAUUAUGAACAAGAAAACGAUAGAGUUAAAUAUCUGGUCAUUCUCUGUCAAGACGAAGAUCUAGAUACAAGUAUGGCAGCUGCAGGAGCCUUAGCAAUGUUAACAUCAGUUAGUAUAAAAUCAUGUUUUAAGAUAUUUGAUUCAAAGGAUUGGUUAGAAUCUUUGCAUUAUUUACUUGCUAAUCCAAAUACUGAUUUACAACAUAGAGGAAUUGUAAUUAUUUUAAAUAUGAUAAAAAGUACAAAAGAUGUUGCAGCCAAAGUAAUUGAAACUGAUGUAAUGGAAAUUUUAAUGGCUCUUACAAAAAGCGAUACAGUACAAGACAAAAAAAUAAAAGAAUUAGCAGCUAAAGCAUUAGAAGCUGCAGCAGAAUGGAAACUUAUUAGGGAAUGGAAAAGUGAAAAUGUGGAACAGAUAUCACAAAAUGCAAACAAUUUGGAAAAUGUUGAAUAAAUAUAUGUAUAAUAUGAAUUUAUUUUAGAUCUUUCUAUGUUGUAAACAAAAUGUCUAAAAAUUAUUUAUUUGUUAUAAUACCACGAGUGCCUAAAAAAUGUAAAAUUCAUCUUGUUUAAAAAAUAAUGCAAUAAAACUGCAAGAUAAUUGAA
Messenger RNA from Apis mellifera (honey bee), 3234 nucleotides. It is a transcript of the gene unc-45, whose product is annotated as protein unc-45 homolog B. The record is from RefSeq and is a predicted model, not a curated record. NCBI's taxonomy places the organism in Eukaryota, Metazoa, Arthropoda, Insecta, Hymenoptera, Apidae. The coding region runs from base 254 to 3082 and encodes 942 amino acids. Gene Ontology annotation, molecular function: Hsp90 protein binding. The transcript has 6 exons.